Molecule: messenger RNA, 2330 nt
Organism: Anarrhichthys ocellatus (wolf-eel)
Lineage: Eukaryota; Metazoa; Chordata; Actinopteri; Perciformes; Anarhichadidae
Gene: dap3
Product: death associated protein 3
Exons: 11
Coding region: 390-1598 (402 amino acids)
Biological process (GO): apoptotic process
Cellular component (GO): mitochondrial small ribosomal subunit; mitochondrial ribosome
Molecular function (GO): structural constituent of ribosome
Source: RefSeq, a predicted model, not a curated record
GUGUGUGUGCGCUCCCCUCCCCCGUACAUCCGUACGCAGAGGGUGUGUGACAACAGAAUCUUGUCUGUUUUAACAGGUACAGUCUUACAAGAAACACAGCUUCCUAUGUCUCUCUCUAUUUUAUUUUUGUUUUUCUAAAUUUUUAUUUGUUGUUUUUUAAGGUGUUUGUUAACACCUAAUAACCCUGGCCUUCCUUCUAGGAGCAUCACAAUUUCGCAAAACACUCCACCAUGUCUAACAUAGAUUACAGUACAAGUUUGCGUACAAGCUGUUUUAACUGGGCUCAGUUUUUCUUGAAGGCUUUCUAUCAGUGUAUUAAUGUCUUGUACUUUAUAAUUGAUUUAUUAGGUUUAUAUCUGUUUUAAUGUGUCUCAUAUCAUUACAGUACCAUGUGUUCUGUUUCGAUCAUUGUUCUGGAUUCUCAAGAGUAUUCAUUCUAUAAUAAUUUUUUGCAGGUAACGCAUGUAAGGUCCCUUCAUACCAGUGGAUGUGGGCAGCAGCAGGAGGCUGUGGCUGUGGAGCCUGAGCAGUUCUCAGUUUUCAGAACACAGGAGAAUGAUCCAGCGUGUCAUUCAGAGAAACAAAUGGGACAGUAUUACACGCUGCCCUCUGCACACAUCCGCACUCUGUUCCCUCACGGUCUCCCUCGGCGCUAUCAACAACAGGCGAAGACGUUUAAUGAAGCCUGUAUGAUGGUGAGGCAGCCGUCUCUAGAAGUCAUCUCUUACCUGAAGAAAGCAGACUACAGCAAACCUUCUCUACGAUAUGUAUUCUAUGGCUUGAAGGGCAGUGGGAAGACGAUGUCUCUCUGUCACACACUCCACUUCUGCUACACACAGGGAUGGUUGGUGCUGCAUGUUCCUGAUGCUCACCUCUGGGUGAAGAACUGCAAAGAGCUGCUGCCCUCCUCCUAUAACACCUCUCGCUUUGAUCAGCCAUUACAAGCCACCGAAUGGUUGCGCAACUUCAGAAUCACCAAUGAGCGCUUCCUCUCAAAGAUAAAGACAAAGCAGCGCUAUUCAUGGACAAAGAGAGAGUUCACUGAGGAGGGAAGUCCACUCGGGCAGCUGGUGGAUCAGGGUAUAUCUCGCGUGAAGAGCAGCAGUGAUGUGGUGGGGGCGGUGAUGAAGGAGCUGAGGAUGCAAAGCGGGCAGCCAGAGUCAGACUUCCGCCUGGCCGUGGCUGUGGAUGGUGUCAACGCCCUGUGGGGAAGAUCCACCAUCAAGAAGGAGGAUAAGAGUGCUGUAGAUCCAGAGCAGCUCACUUUGGUUUAUAACCUGAAAAAGCUGAUGACGAACAGCUGGACUGGAGGCGCCAUCAUCACCACUCUGUCUCAGACGGGGUCUCUCUACACUUCGAAAUCUUCCUACUUGCCUCAAGAGCUGCUGGGAGAGAGGGGGUUUGACACCAUGGACCCGCUCAUCCCGGUGUCGGUGCCCAACUACAGCGAGAAGGAGUUUGAGAGCUGUUACCUCUAUUUCAUGGACCGCCAGUGGCUGCAGCAUCCACAGAGUCGAACAGAAAAUGGAAAGAAAGAGCUCAUCUUUUUGAGCAACAGAAAUCCAUCGAUGUUGGACAGAAUUAGUUCCUUCCUAUGAAGUUACAGAAAGACUUAACUCUCACACACACACACACACACACACACAUCAUACACACAAAUAUCAGUGUCCUAGAAAUACAUAAAUAUACAAAUGUCCAUACUCAUAAUGUCUGUAAAUUAUGAUGCAUGUGUGUAACUUUGAUAAUAAAAUGUUGAAUAAAGUAAAAAAAAAAAGAACUUUAUUAAAAAUUAAACCUGCAGUCUUUAAUUGCAAGUAGUUCUGUCUUGAAUCGAAUGAAUCUAUGGGAAUCUGAAAAGCAUUAUUUAGGAAUGCAAAGGUAUUAUCUGCCACUUAGUUAAUGUCUUUGUGUGAUAGAGAUGGGUAAAGUGGGAGAAAAAAUAAGUGCAAAAAAGUUUUUUAUUUUGACACAGAUAUUACAAUUUGCACAAAUACAUUUAAAAACAAUACUAAAACAUAUUGAAAAGACGUGUUACAGGCUUUGUAAGCGUCUAAAAACAAAACAAACCUUGAAUGAGACACUUAUCAGUCUGCGUCCUGCUUUUAUGGCCAAGCGCCAUCUGGCGGCGGUUCACAUUCUUCAGCUGGUCACGUGAUAGUUUACAAGGUCACGUGACUGAGCAGCAGUCCAUUUGAUCGCCUAAACAUAGUGGUGGUGAUAGAGGAAGCGCUGGUAUGGCAGAUUGGUCAAAGUGACUGCUGAGUGUAUUUUUAAAUAUUUUUAAAAUCAACCCGCGGGACAUGACAGAGUUUCUGUCUGCGUCCUCUGAG